AUGUCUUCAUCAGUAGAGUUGACAGAUCAUCAAUCAAAGAAUCCAUUUGGAGAUCAAUAUGUUAUUCAGAGUACUCCAGUUGAGCCUCCCGAGUCUCGGGGUCCUUUUGAAGAAGAAAUCACACCUAAACCACCAGUUAAUCCAAAAUUGCUCAUGUUUCUUAGAGUUAUGUCGGCCUUAAGUCUUACAUUUGCUUUAACUACCUUGAUUAUAGUUGCAGUGAAAGAAUCUCCGGUUCUGUUAAGCACAUCCUGUAUUAGGCCUAGUGAUGUGCUUCUUAGAGUAGCAGUUAGAUAUGCUACAACACUUGCGAUGCCUGCUGGUAGUUUAAUUUGGUUUUUCAUAGAAAGAGGAAUUUUUGCAAUUAUAGAUGAAAGGGCUCUUCAUACUAUUACAAGAACUUGUGAUUAUAUACUCACUUCAAUACAACGGUUCUGUAACCCAGUUAUUCAAUUUUUAAGACCAGUGGCUAGAAGAAUCCCACCAUAUUUUAGAUACCCUAUUCUAGUUGUUCAAUCUAUUAUGGGUUUGGUGCAGACAGGUAUAAUUGCACACAGAGAUGAAAUGGUUAUUCUGGCUAUCAGAAUGAGUUCCGUAAGCACCACUCCAUUAAUAACUCCAUAUCUCAAUUUAAUAAUACCAUGUUUCAAUUUAAUAAUACCAUAUUUCAAUUUAAUAACUCCAUAUUUCAAUUUAAUAAUACCAUAUUUCAAUCCAAUAAUACCAUAUUUAAAUCAAAUAAUAGCAUACUUCUUUUAA
This is a messenger RNA of Scheffersomyces coipomensis, 759 nucleotides long. RefSeq lists its product as uncharacterized. The record is from RefSeq and is a predicted model, not a curated record. Bases 1 to 759 code for a protein of 252 amino acids. The transcript has 2 exons. NCBI's taxonomy places the organism in Eukaryota, Fungi, Ascomycota, Pichiomycetes, Serinales, Debaryomycetaceae.